AUGGCAAUGCACUCAGCAGUUAAGGGUAAACUUUUGGCCGUGAUCGGAGACGAAGACACGUGUGUCGGUUUCCUGUUGGGCGGUGUCGGUGAAAUAAACAAACACAGACACUCGAAUUUCAUGGUUGUUGACAAAAAUACAGCAAUAAUUGAUAUUGAAGAAUGUUUCAAAGGGUUUGUCAAACGAGAUGAUAUCGACAUAAUACUCAUCAAUCAAAACGUUGCUGAAAUGAUUCGUCAUGUGAUUGAAGGACAUACACAACCGAUCCCAGCAGUCCUCGAAAUUCCUUCCAAGGAUCACCCGUAUGACGCUAGUAAAGAUUCAAUUUUGCGUCGUGCCAAGGGAAUGUUCAAUCCAGAGGAUGUAUGA
Macrosiphum euphorbiae (potato aphid) is the source of this 369-nucleotide messenger RNA. Lineage: Eukaryota; Metazoa; Arthropoda; Insecta; Hemiptera; Aphididae. The record is from the annotation of a GenBank genome assembly.